Messenger RNA from Cuscuta campestris, 2710 nucleotides. NCBI's taxonomy places the organism in Eukaryota, Viridiplantae, Streptophyta, Magnoliopsida, Solanales, Convolvulaceae. The record is from the annotation of a GenBank genome assembly.
ACAUAUGACAUCUUUCUUUUCAAUUUUUGCAACACUUUUUUUUAAUACUAACGCAACGUUUAAGCCUCCCCAAUUAUUACAACUUCAAAAACAGAACAUUGAAAUAAACAAGGAAAAUUUAUUCAAUUACAUUGAUACAUGAGUAAAUAUGAUUUAUCUUAUAUUUCUAGUACCUCCUAACCAAACUUUAAGAAGGAUUGUGUGUAGUCAAAUUGAUACUCCAAGUCUCAUGCCAUUUUUUUCCAAUUGCACUCUCAUGGGAUUCAUGUGCAAUCUGAGUAGACACAAUAGCUGGAGGAGUAAGCUGCGACAUUCAUAGACAUUUAUUGUUUGUGAAUGCUAAAUCAUAAACACUAAUUGUCUCAAUAAAAUCAGAUCUGUGAACUAAAAAUCAAAUUUGAUUUUUGUCUAAUCGAAUUAGAAAAUCAAAAUUUCCACCAACAAUGAAAAAAAUUAGAUCUAGCAAUGAACAAAAUUAAAUUUGAUUUAUGUCAAAAACCAAAUAAAAAUUUGAUUUACCGGAGCGGAAGUGUAAAGUUGAAGGCCAUUUGAAGUGGAGGCUGACGUCGCAAAUGAAAAAGGAAGAUGAAGAUGGUGGAAGAGGAAGAUGAACAGGGCAGAUGCGACUAUGCGAGAAUGAGAAAAGCUAUGAAGGCUGGAGCUUUUGGGUACGGGAAUGAGACGGAGAAUGGGUGCAGAAUCGUUGACCGGCGAAGAAGAGGGCUCCCGCGAAGAAGAGGGGGGCUUGGUGCAAUUGAUCGGAAUAGACAGAGAGAGAAGAGACUGGGUGGGUGAGAGGGAUAUGGGGGUGGGGGGUUGGGCUUUUAUAUGGUGUACGCCUGGUGUACAAAACCGGGGUACACAUAGCAUUUUCCAAUAAAAAAAUAUCCCCACUUGCCUGACUUCCUCGUUUCCAGGCUGGAGCAUGGAUGGCAUACUCAACACUCUGGCCGUCACCACACAUCCCUAUCCGACAGUUUGUAGGACCGUCCCUGGCUAUGGAUGUCGGCAGAAUCAAAGAAUUCCUCCACCAUGGCUGGCUAAAGGAAAUGCGUGCGCCGCCAUGGCUUCUAGGGAGACCGUAGUCCUUGUGUCCUCGGAGCCUUAGGUCGGGCCUGCUCGAGAAUCCGCCCAAUAACAAAUUGUAGAUUGUGUGAGUCUCUACCAAACCAAUUGGCUUUUGUCGGUGAGACAUCUCCGAUCCGUGGCAAAACUUUCGCCGUAGAUGAAAAUGGGAUCGCCGGAAACCGUGAACGGACAAAAGCAUUGGUCCACUUGGGUCGAGAGCUUCGAAAACAUCGAACUCUGAUUCAACCCGACAUCUAUAUCCCCUUCAAGGACACCGGCCAGUCUCGGUGGUCAACCGGCCAUACAAUACACGAGCCGUGCCAGCCACCUCGUUUGGUCACAGGUACUGCCUUUUUGGCCUCGAACACUCAACGGGGAUUCGUGAGUGGCAGCGGCCCUUGAGAUACUCAUUGAUGUCGGCUUCCAACAGAAGUUCGUGCCCCCUUCUCAACAAAGGGACACAGAUACAACCAGCAACACCCGAUGCGCAAAGGAAGAAGGCUUGCCUACAAUUCUACGCCGCUGCCCGCUGGUCCUGAACACCCGAUGAAGAUUCGUGGACUGCAAGAACUGCCACACCGCUGUAAAACCCGGGGCUGCUAAACCUAUCAGGUCACGGCUGGGCAUCGUGAACGGUGGAGAGAGCCCCGUCCAGGUCGGGUCAAAAUUGCCUUAGGUCACGUCUCUCACAAUUCCGUCCGAGUUCGAAGUGGAGUUUGAAAUCCUCCGUUGUCGCUGACCAUUGCCGAAAUGUGGAAGGUAUUUAAAAAAAUUCUCUCUUGAUCUCUGAAUUUGGGCGCCCAGUACGUCACCCAAAUCAAAUCUGGAAAGUAUGCUUUGUGCUAUUCUUGGCGUCAGACCUGCGUUUUCCGAAUUGACCUUACCGGCAAUGGAAGUGGUUCAUGGAGCUUUGCCGGAACUGGAGGUGUCACGCCGCCGCUGGAGUUUGUUGCUACUCAAGAGAAACUGUCCUUCGCUGCUGGCUGGAUCCCGUAUAGCUCUUGGUCGUCACGUCCGUUCGGUGAUGGACCUCCAUCAGCUAGAGCAAGGGCAACGCACCGGUCGGUGGCUGUCAAUUAGGUCCUAGGAUGACGGAUCUACAGCAGAUCUACGGCGAUGUUCUCCCGUCGGGCUUCGAAGCUGGCGACGGUUUCCCGAGUGCCCAUGGCAGAUCUGGACAGAUUCACGCAAAGAUUCUCAAUCAACCCAACCCCAAAGAGUCUCGUCUUACUCGCACAGAUUUCUACUCAAUGACGGGCGGUGGAAGAAACUCAAAUUUUGGGGCCAAGGUGAAGCGUUGUUGGUCCGCGGAGCACUGUCGGCUGCCGGAACUGGAGCGAUGAUGGCCGGCGGUGCAGCAUGAGGGAAAACACACUGAUCCCUAAAAAGAAAAGAAUGGAUAUUUACAUUCGCCCUAUUUCGCCGUUGCACUGCUCGCCGAAACAGGAGAUUUGAGACUCCUUCGUCGACAGGACCGGGGUUCUGCCUUUGUUUCGAUGGAAUAUUUCUGUGUAGUCUCCCAGGGAAGGGAAAGAUUCACCAAGGAUGAAUCUACGAAAAGAACAGAAACAAUUUUGUUAAAAAAUUUUGAGAGGACGUUUGAUGUGUUCGACACUCUCAACGAGAGCACCAUUGUUGGGUU